AUUUGAUGCCAAGUUUGUUCUUCACCGAUUUUAAUUCCUCAUUUUUACAGAAAAUUUCAGGCUAUUACAAAGAUAGGUCAACUUCUCAGUGCAUCGUGCACUUUGGUGUUCUGUCUUUUGCAUUAGCACUUGCAACAAAACGUCAAUUAAAAUGCUCCAUACAGAUGCAGGACAUCAUGUAAAACAAGUCAUUGCGAGUUUCAUUUUUUUUGAGUGGAUAAGUGGAUAUCUCAGCCCCUACGUUGCGCAAUUUUUGCCAGCAUACAAUGCUUUAUCUACAGAAAAGAAAGGGGAAUUUCAUUCAAGGACUUGUUCAACAGCGCAUGCAGUAAUAGUCAGUGUUUUGUGUGUUUAUAUUGUCGUAGCUGAUGAAGAGGCAAAAAAAGAUAUGGUUGAGGGUGAUUCAUGGUUGGCCCGGUCAUGUUUGGCAGUUGCAAUUGGCUAUUUAUUAAUGGAUCUUCGUUACUGCAUAAGAAAUAUUAACAAAGACUUGGGUUCCUUUCUUCAUCAUAUAAGCGCAAUAUAUCCCUAUUCUCUCGUUAUUCUUCUUGGUGUUCUCUCUUAUUAUGCAAACUUUCGAUUAAUGGCAGAAAUAUCAACUCCUUUUGUUAAUAUCAGAUGGUAUUAUGAUGUAACGGGGAGAAAAAAUUCACAGAUAUAUUUUUACAAUGGAUUAUUUCUUGCUGGAACCUUCUUUCUGUUUCGAAUCGCAGUGAUGCCGGUUUAUUAUUAUCUUGUAUAUGCGGCGGUUGGAACAGAGGCAUAUGAUCGGCUUGGAUUGGCUCUACAGUUGUCAUGGAUAAUACCCUGCAUUGUGCUUGACGUUUUAAAUUUUCUCUGGUUCUACAAGAUUAUGAGAGGAGCUAGGAAAGUAAUGAAGAAAAGAAAGUCAAAAUCAGGGUUAAAUGGUCAUUGCCUUUCCACAAUCACAGAGGAGAGCAACGAACAAAAACAAACCAUCAACGAUUCACUUAAACAAGACUAAUGAAUUAUGAAGUUUCUGGUAUUUUUUUUAAUCUAAAUUGAUUACACUACUUACUGCAAUGUUACUUCUAAAUACCAUCCAGAAAGUUAAUUGCCCAUGACUUCUUCUAGUUUUUCGCUCAAAAUAAUUUAUUCAUAGGGCUAUCACCGCCUUAUAUUUUGCAAAGCAUACUUAAUUUGCCACUGCCGCCAUUUAUGAUUUUGGUUCUCUUCUAACAUAUACAUUUACACUGAAUCGUGUGCAAUACAAUACCAGUAUAUACUCGUUAUGUAAGUCAUAAUGUUCUGUAAUAAGAGUUUUUAAAUAUUUGUUAUACAAUUGCGGUACAUGUAUUUAUUUACAAAUAGAUGCAUUCUGAUCAAAGUUAAGUGAUUAUAUAGAUGGCUGAUUUCAGCUUGGAAGUUCCACUUUUUUUUCUGGCGUACUUGUGGUUUGAAUUGUACUCUAUCUUCAGAUGACAAAAAUAUUCUUAAGUUUCUGGCCUUUUAAAAGAAUCUGUCAAGUUCGUAAUUUUUUGUUUGUUUUGAAUUCUUAUUAAGUUACCCAAACUUUUAAAAGUAAUCAUUGUCUUAAAUGAUACCACAUGUAAGCGUAAACGCCACUGUAUUUAAUUUUUUUAGUUUGUUCGCUCAUCUUUAUAUUAUGACCACUAGAGUGUAAAGUGUUUGUUUUCAAGUCCCAUGAUAUUUUUGUGUUGUUUUCAGUAUCUCAAUGUAAUUGUUGAUCUGGAGUUUAUUGUGAAUCUUUGUUAACUUAUUAUGGUACAGGAACAGCCUGGGAAUGCCUAUGAAUUCACAUAAUUAUUUUUUUUUAGUUUGAUUUUCCUCUUGCCUAAUUUCAACUGUGAUGACACUUCCUUGAUUUUAAAAAAAUACUUUAUCAAAGUUAUAUUAGAAGCCUUGCUUUUGAUUGGUAUUGCGGACCUGGUUUUAAUAAUUUACUAUUCUGUCAUAAAUUUACAGAUAUUUAAUCUCCCAGAAUUAUUGCAUGUAGUAUGUAUCAAUUCGACGUUUUCGUGCAAUAAUCUUUUCGGCAGCUCAAAAUAUCUAAUGGUUUUAUGGACAGCAGUUGCUGAUUAUUUAUUAUGUGAAAUUGUUUGAUCUGUUGAUAUUUUUAUUAUACAAUUAAUUUUUUGAUGCAGUACUUAACCUGCAUGAUUCUAAUUCGUAUUGAUAUUAAUAAUAAGUUGUGAGUUUGCUUCUUA
Molecule: messenger RNA, 2189 nt
Organism: Styela clava
Lineage: Eukaryota; Metazoa; Chordata; Ascidiacea; Stolidobranchia; Styelidae
Product: TLC domain-containing protein 4-A-like
Biological process (GO): lipid homeostasis
Cellular component (GO): endoplasmic reticulum; membrane
Source: RefSeq, a predicted model, not a curated record